This is a messenger RNA of Oncorhynchus keta (chum salmon), 298 nucleotides long. Its product is annotated as B9 domain-containing protein 1-like. Gene Ontology annotation, cellular component: MKS complex. The record is from RefSeq and is a predicted model, not a curated record. Bases 35 to 298 code for a protein of 87 amino acids. Lineage: Eukaryota; Metazoa; Chordata; Actinopteri; Salmoniformes; Salmonidae. The transcript is spliced from 4 exons. Gene Ontology annotation, biological process: cilium assembly.
CUUCACUCCUGGACAACACACCAGAACCAUCCCAAUGUUUGUUCCUGAAUCCACAUCAAGACUACAGAAAUUCACAAGUUGGCUGCUGGGGCGACGUCCAGAGUUCACCGAUCCUAAAGUCGUGGCCCAGGGAGAGGGCAGAGAAGUGACCAGGGUCCGUUCUCAGGGUUUCGUCUCCCUCUCCUUCCACAUUGUGACUAAAGACAUGAAGAGACUGGGUUACGACACCACACCUUCCGAGACCUCACACACUGCUGCUGCAGGCAUCGGACUGGGAGACCAGGCCUACAGCACGUGA